GGUGCUGCGUAGAUUCAGAGAGAGAGAGAGGGGCUAAAACGCCGACACCCGAAACGAUCUGUGUUUCUUACAUUUCCUCUUAAUGACGACAAGUUUCAAAACUAUUUGACCGAAGAGUGUCAAGCGAAAGUCAGGCUGUGGGUCUUACAUCAACCGGAGCGUUCAGCCGUGUCGGAUAAUUAGUUGUUUUCUGAGUUUUGACAGAGGUCGUCUCUGCUGAGCGAAACAACCGCUCCAGAGCACCGUUUGGAUUAUUAUUCAGUGGACGUGUUCAGGACUAAACACUGCUACACUCCGUCUAAUAAGGACUUGUUCUGAAAGUUUGAACUGCUGUCAAAGCUCACUUCUUCGUGUCCUUUAGGUAUGCCUGUGGUCGUCAGUGUGUCCCCAGACAGGUAACCAGCUGUGUUGCUGCUGUCAUGGCCUUUCUGACCCUGCAGCUGGUUUCUGUCACUGUGCUCACAGUCCUGGUGGUGCUGGUGUCAUCUUCAGAGGACCAUGAGUGGCACUUUAACCCAGCUCAUUGUCGUUACGCCCUGGGAAUGGAGGAUGGCACCAUCCCAGACUCUGACAUCACAGCCUCCAGCGCCUGGUCUGACUCCACUGAGGCCAAACAUGGAAGGUUGAGCACUGGAGAGGGAGAUGGAGCAUGGUGUCCUGCAGGACCAGUUUUCCCUGGCGGAUCAGAAUAUCUUCAGGUAGAUCUGCAUAAACUUCAUUUCCUGGCUCUGGUAGGCACCCAGGGUCGUCAUGCCGAUGGUCAUGGUCAGGAGUUUGCUCGCAGUUACCGGCUCCGCUACUCCAGGGAUGGAGUGAAAUGGAUCACCUGGAAGGACCGUUGGAGCCAGGAAGUGGUGUCAGGGAAUGAGAACACCUAUGAUGUUGUGCUUAAAGACCUGGGCCCCCCCAUUGUAGCCCGCAUGGUGCGAUUCUACCCCCUGGCUGACCGAGUUAUGAGUGUUUGCCUUCGGGUGGAGCUCUAUGGUUGUGUAUGGAAUGAUGGGCUGAAAGCUUACACAGCCCCACUGGGCAACGUCAUGCACCUAUCUGGCAUGCCCAUCUAUCUGAACGACUCUACCUACGAUGGAAGCACUGAACAAGGGAUGCAGUUUGGAGGCCUGGGUCAGCUCUGUGACGGUGUCCUAGGAGGAGAUGACUUCAUACAAACUAAAGAGCUGAGGGUGUGGCCUGGGUAUGACUACCUUGGAUGGAGCCGGGAAGCCCUCGGGCAAGGCAGCGUGGACAUUGAGUUUCACUUCGAGAAACCACGUAUCUUCCACAAAAUGCAGGUGCACAGUAACAACCGCCACACCCAGGGUGUGCGGGUCUUCAGCAAGGUAGAGUGUCUUUUUAAACCGAGCAUCCUCCAGCCCUGGUCCUCUCCUACCCUGACUCUUCCUGUGCCUCUCGAGGAUCUAAAGGACCCCUCCUCACGACCCAUCUCCCUCCCUCUGGGUGCCCGGCCAGCUCAGAUCCUCCGCUGUAAAUUCUUCUUUGCUGAUCGAUGGCUGCUCAUCAGCGAGAUAUCAUUCCUCUCUGAGUCUUUCGAGGAGGAUGCCUCAGAGAUGGAUUCAUUUCCUUCUAAUCGUCCCAAGAUUCCUACCACCACUUCCCCUUCGCCCACUCCUCUCAACCACACCUCCUCUUCUCCCACAUCGGGUCGCAGCUCCUCCAACACCACUGUCGGCCCAUCUGAACCCCUCACCUCAACCCCAUCCUUCAUGACGGACACCACCGAUAACUGGACGCUGUCAGAUCCAGAAUUUUCUGCAAAGACACCGAGGGCGGGGCUUCCAGUGGCCAAGGAUGACAGCAGUAAUACUGCGAUUCUGAUUGGCUGCCUUGUUGGCAUCAUUCUUCUGCUGCUGGCUGUGAUAGCGGUCAUUUUGUGGAGACAGUACUGGAAAAAGAUACUUGGCAAAGCACAGGGAAGUCUUUCCAGUGAUGAGCUGCGGGUCCACCUGUCUGUCCCCUCCGACAAUGUGGUCAUCAACAACACACAUAGCUACUCCAGUCGUUAUCAGCGAAUCCACACAUUCCCAGACGACCGUGACCACGACAGGGAGGGAGAAGGAGAGUACCAGGAGCCGAGCGUUCUGCUGCGGCCGAGGGAUCAGAGGGACAGCACAGCCUUGCUGUUAAAAAACAACCCAGCAUAUGACCUGCUCCUGUCAGAUCACAGAAAAGGCGCAAGAUCCCUGGUAGUCCCCGGCACCUCGCAGGCUCAGGAAAAGAGUCUCAAUGUGCCCCAGGCUUGUGGUUUGGACUUGGAUAUGGAGAAAGGUUUCCCCCCAACACAAGAAGAGCCUCCUCCCUACCCUGGCUCCCCUCCUUACCCCUCCCUGUCUCCCCCCGUGUCUCCCCCGCUGCCUCCCAGCGUUCCUCACUACGCUGAGGCAGACAUUGUGAGCCUGCAGGGUGUCAGCGGGAACAACACCUAUGCAGUGCCUGCCUUGGCUUCCGCAAGCCCGGGGGCCGAUGCCACCCCUCUUCCAGAGCUGCCACGCCAGUGUCUCAUCUUUAAGGAGAAACUGGGGGAAGGACAGUUUGGAGAGGUGCACCUGUGUGAAAUUGAGAGCCCUCAGGACCUUCCCAACUUGGAGUUCCCCUUCAAUGUGAGAAAAGGUCGCCCUCUGCUGGUGGCAGUGAAGAUACUGCGCCCAGACGCUUCUAAGAAUGCCAGGAACGAUUUUCUGAAAGAGGUUAAGAUCCUGUCUCGCCUGAAGGACCCAAAUAUCAUCCGUCUGCUGGGAGUGUGUGUGAGCAGUGAUCCCCUCUGCAUGGUCACUGAGUACAUGGAGUGUGGAGACUUGAACCAGUAUCUGUCUCACAGAGUGCUUCUGGACAAAACAGGGCCUUCACACAACACUCCAACCAUCAGUUACCCAGCCCUUAUCGCCAUGGCCAGCCAGAUUGCGUCAGGUAUGAAGUUCCUGUCCUCCCUAAACUUUGUGCACCGGGAUCUGGCCACCCGUAACUGUCUGGUCGGGGGUGAAAAGGGUGAGAGUGGAGAGGAUCGGGGUGGUGAGCGUCACAUCAAGAUAGCUGACUUUGGCAUGAGCAGGAACCUGUAUGCUGGAGAUUACUACAGGAUCCAGGGCAGAGCUGUGCUGCCAAUACGCUGGAUGGCCUGGGAGUGUAUACUCAUGGGGAAGUUUACCACAGCCAGUGACGUGUGGGCGUUUGGGGUCACUCUGUGGGAGAUGCUGAGCGUUUGUCAGGAGCAGCCGUACUCCAACCUCACAGAUGAACAAGUUAUUGACAACGCAGGGGAGUUCUUCAGAGACCAGGGCAGACAGGUGUAUCUGAGCAAGCCGGCCGUGUGUCCUCAAGGUCUCUACGAGCUCAUGUUGAGCUGCUGGAACAGAGACUGCAAGCUCCGCCCAUCCUUCGCCUACAUCCACUCCUUCCUCACUGAGGACGCCAUGAACAUGGUGUAAGGAGAGAAGCACAACGAGGACAAAGGAAACACUAUCGAGGGGGAAUAGCUCGUAUGUUUAUGCAACCUUGCUACAGGAAGGUGUGGUGGAGGUGCAGCAGAGCAGAGCAGGGGAGAGGGGAGAGUUGGUCGCUCGCUUUUAUAUUUGUACUUUUUGGGUGGAUGGGGCUGAGACACCGCUGGUUCGGUUUAUUUCCACAUCAGACCCUGACCCCCAAAGCCAAAAGUAAGCUUUUGAUAGGCAACAGUCCAGGCCACAUUUCACAGUGGUUGGUGGUGGGUGCAGUCUGCAUAGGAACUUUUGCUAUUCUCAGAUACUUAACAUGCAAGGAUUGUUUGUGUGACUGGUGACACGGAAAGUUGUAGAGGUUAAAUAGCUGGAAAAACUCAAAACAACGACCAUAGCAAGCUAGGAAAUGAACUGUAAUAAAGUUAAAUUACUUUUGUAUUUCAUCAUCUCAAAGGCUACAUGCAGGGUUAUGGGUGAAGGUGCACUUGUGCUACACAACUUCUGUCAACAGAACUCUUUUAAUUCACAUUUCACAUUUCAAUCAGAGUCAUUCACUAAGAUUCCUCAAAUUUUCAAACCCCUUCGCCAAAAUGAGACACAAUCAAAUGAUCGUUUUUUAGUCUUUGUGAAGACUUGACCUUUCAGACCUCAGUCCUGAUCCACAUCCACAGCUGUGACUCAAAGUUUACUGGAUUAACGUGAAUGAUCCUGACAAGACGAGGACAAACCCCUUUCUGCAAGUUUGAUCUCAACAACUGACCACCGUUGAAGUCAAAAGUCAACGUUUUUUCAACCCAAUCUCCAGAAAAACUGAACCCCUGGUGCCAAAUAGAUUCCUCAAACCUGACACAAGGCCACAAUGAAGAUGAGUCAACGGCUGCCACUGAGACGUGACCCACCAACUGGAGCGUCUUUUCCAAGCCAAGAGACAAUAAUGCCAGCCGGGGGGCAGUGCAUGCAACAUCUGCAGACAAGCCUGCUCGCUCAGAUAGGUGUUUUUGGCAACUAUGUGUCUGACUGUGAUCCAGAUACAAAGGAUAGAGGUAAAUUCCACAACCAGCUGCACUUUAAAUCCUACGUAUCCUGCAUAUCUCUGGCCACAAUGACACUCUUCUCUGCGAGGGGCCUGAUAUGAUUCCUGGAUUCCAACGCUUCAUACUCGCAGAAAUUUCAAAUAUUUGCCAAGGGAGUUGAAAUUCAGGACAGUCUCUGCCUUUUUAAAUCCCCCCCCCCCCCCCCCCCUGUGAGGCAUUGCCAAAACCAUUAGAUGUAAAAUAUUAUGUUUUAAAUAUGUGGAAUGGCACCAUCAGUUCAUCUCAUAUAAUAUGUAUGAAAACUUAUACUGAAACUUUCAGUCUGUUGAGACAUAUUUCCUCAUCAAUCAGAGUUCUUUGCUCACAUCACUGUAUCUUAGAGACAAACAGUUAAGGUAUGCUGAGUCCUGAUUAGAGUGUGAAUGCUAUAACCCUCUCUAUUAUCCCCUGUAAGUACUUUAAGCUGACUGGUAGAAUCAAUCCUCUACCUUACUGAUUGUAUAGCACUGUAAAUCAGUCCUGAGAUGAUCAUUAAGUAAUACAUGUUUACUGAUUGUGAAUGGUUCUGCCAUUUGAGUCACUUUGAUACACUGUAGCUCAGCUAAACCCAUAUUUUUAUAUAAACAUACUGUAUGUACUUUGACACUCCUCCGUGUCGGACUCUGUUCUUCUGUGUCUUUGAACUUGAUCAUUAUAGUAUGUACAUAUUUUAGGGACAGAAUUGUAAUUUCCAUCACUAAUAUAUGGAAAACUCUUUGUUACAUUUGGGGUCUUCUGUAUCUCUGUAGAACGCUUGCUACCUUGAUGCCAUUGUAAUUCAUUGUCUAUUUUUGUAGAUGUUUUAAUAAAGUUACCCUUUUGAAAAUA
Notolabrus celidotus (New Zealand spotty) is the source of this 5350-nucleotide messenger RNA. RefSeq names its product discoidin domain receptor tyrosine kinase 1 (gene ddr1). Gene Ontology annotation, molecular function: protein tyrosine kinase collagen receptor activity; ATP binding; collagen binding. The coding region runs from base 420 to 3440 and encodes 1006 amino acids. Gene Ontology annotation, cellular component: membrane; signaling receptor complex. NCBI's taxonomy places the organism in Eukaryota, Metazoa, Chordata, Actinopteri, Labriformes, Labridae. The record is from RefSeq and is a predicted model, not a curated record. Gene Ontology annotation, biological process: cell surface receptor protein tyrosine kinase signaling pathway; positive regulation of kinase activity; protein phosphorylation. The transcript has 20 exons.